Molecule: messenger RNA, 6660 nt
Organism: Aureococcus anophagefferens
Lineage: Eukaryota; Pelagophyceae; Pelagomonadales; Pelagomonadaceae
Exons: 5
Coding region: 1-6660 (2219 amino acids)
Cellular component (GO): nucleus; cytoplasm
Molecular function (GO): protein binding
Source: RefSeq, a predicted model, not a curated record
AUGGCGCCGACGCCUCGCGGCCUGCCGCCGCUGGAGAAUGCAGCGAAGGUGCUGCCCCUCGGCGUGGCGGCGGUGCCGGCCGUCGCCGCGGCGGCGUCGGAGAGCAAGGCCGGCGACGACGACGGCGCCGCGGCGGCCAGCACCGCGCCCGCGGACGGCGCGGCGGAUGACGGCGCGGCGGCGCCGGCGGUCGUCGCGCUCGCGCCGCUCUCGACGUCGAAUUCGCCGACGGGGAAGGCGUCGCCGAAGGGCGCCAUGGGCCGGCUGUCCCUGGCCGUCUUCGGGCCGAAGCGGCCGAACCGGCUGCGGACGUCGACGUUCGGCAAGAUGAGCCGCGUGCUCGUGCCCAAGUCCGCGGGCAACUACGCGAGCCGGCUCCGGGCGCUGCUCAAGGAGGACGAGAGCCAGCGGGAGGCCGGCGACGGCGACGCGGAGUGGCUGAGCAUCAGCGUGCUCGUGGACUGCCUCCGGCGGAUGAAGUACGACGCGGGCCUCUUCGCGGGCUACGGGAACCUCGUCGUGUACCUGCUCUACGUCUUCAUCUUCCUCGUCGUCAUCUGGCUCCAGCGGUCCAUCGGCGGCAACGGGCGGGGCGAGGUGCUGAGCGUCAUGGACCGGCUCUACGAGGACGCGAACGCGACGCGCGUCUUCCCGAAAUCCGUCUACCCGAUCCGCGAGCGGCUCAGCGGCUUCGACGGCUUCUACGGGUUCCUGAAGAACAACGUCGUCGACCUCAUCUUCUCCGAGGCGGCCUGCGGCGACGGCCUGAAGCGGGCCGUGGCCCUCGUCGAGGCCUUCGCGGAGCACGGGUUGGGCGGCUACACGGCGGCCCAGUGGGGCGCGCAGGACGAGUACGGCGCGGUCGUCCAGGCGCCCGUCGCGGGCUGGAACGUCUGCCACGAGUCGGACGCGCGGCUCGGCUCCUUCGAGACCGUGUGCGUCUGGGACGGCGACGUCACCAUCGGCGGCCUGCCCUACCGGACCGCGGAGCUCGACCCGAAGCACGUCGACUUCGGCGGGUCCGUGAGCCUCGAGCUCUACGCCGGGAACUGGGAGCUCCGCUUCGCCUUCGACGGCUUCGACGCGACGCACCCGGAGACGGGCGCGACGGUGGCCGUCGCGCACCCGGCCGUCCGCGGGAGCCUCUGCCGGGGCGACGCCUGCGAGACCUGGGCGCCCUGCCCGAACGCGUCCCAAUGCGACUGCUCCUUCGUCGACAACGACUACGUCUGCCUCGGCGACGCGUUCUGGGAGGCCUACGACGCGGACGCGAUGAAGCCCGGCCUGGCGGGCCUCGAGGACCUCGACCGCGAGCUCGCGGCCUACGGCGACUCCCUCGCGCUCGAGGCCAUCGCGGACUGGUGGCAGGUCCCGCGGCCCUUCGACGAGGACGAUAGCUACUGGGGCGGCCGCGAGUCGCCGCGGGCCGCGCUCGACGGCGACUGGGACGACGCCUGCGCGUACCACACGGUCGUCGCGCUCGACCCCUACAACGCCUACACCUGGGGCAACGACGCAAUAGAGAUCUGGACGGCGGACGCCGCGACGGCGGCCGACGCGGACCAGGCGACGCUCGCGGCCGCGAAGCGGACCCUCGUGGCCACGAUAACCUGCGCCGCCGACUGCGAGGAGCACCGCGUCCUCCUCUGCGCGAACAAGGCCUACGUCUUCACCGCGCGGGACAACGGCGAUUCGGCGUCGACGCGGUCCGGCGGCGAGCUCGCGUACGAGGUCUACGCGGACGGGUCCGUCGAUCCCGUCUUCCGGGGGAACGCGAAGUGGUCCUACGGCGUCCCCGCCGGCGGCUGCCCCGACGGCGCCUACGCCUACGGCGACGCCAACGGCCUUUUAGGCUGGUACAACUGGGGCAGCUUCUGCAUCGACCCGGCGAACUCGCACUGCCUCCUCUCGGCCGCGACGCGCGGCACCUACUGCGACCCGUCGCUCGAGGGCUCGUCCGGCCUCGACUUCCGGCCGAGCGGCCAGGCGCCGGACGCGGCGACGUGGAGCGGCGCGCUCUGCCCGCCGACGGGCGGCACGUGCGCGGGCUUCCGCGCGGCCUACGACGGCGGCUCGACGCUCUACGCCUGCGACGACAGCCGGCGGCGACGGCGGGCGCUCGCGGCGGCCGCCGCGGAUCACGACGGCCGGCGACGGGAAGCCGCGGCCGCGGACGGCCGCGCGGGGACCGCCGCGGCUCCGGCGAUCGCCGCCGGCGCCGAGCCCGCGGGCGGGCCGCCGGCGGAGACGAAACGCCGCCUCGCGAGCGCGAGCGCGGCGAUGGACUGCGCCUUCGACUCCGACCUGUGCGCGUGGACGACGCCGACGGAGAGCGACCUGCCCUGGGCGUGGAACUCCGGAAAGACGGGCACGCAGGACACGGGCCCGAAGGAUCGCGCGGACUGGACGGACGCGGCCGACGGCUACGCCUACGCGACCUUCGGCCUCGGCGGCUGCUUCGGCGACUUCGAGCGGGCCUUCGCGGGCGACGCCGUCGGCGCGCCGGACCGCGGGCCGCUGUCCGCGCGGCACUGCCACAACCUGAACGCGGAGUACAUGGCGGAGUACGCGCCCCUGAUCGACUGCGUCGGCUGCGCGGGCGAUCUGUGCAACGUGCGCGGCGGCCAGGACCCGGCCUGGUACGGCAACGUCUUCGGCGCGCCCGCGCAGGCGCUCCGGAGCGCGGGCGACGUCUACGUCGCGGCCAACGGCUACACCGUGAACGCGGCUACGGUCGCGGCGGAGACGUGCGACGCGCAGCUCGUCGGCGACGGGUAUUGCGACGUCGAGCAGAACACGCUCGCCUGCGACUACGACGGCGGCGACUGCUGCGGCGAGGACCCCGGCUGCUCCGCGCCGUGGUUUAGGGACCCCGAGGACGCGUGGCCCUACGGCGUCGUCAUCAACGACGAGGUCCACGCGACGGUGCCGUCCCAGCUCUACGACGCCGUCGCGGACAAGCUGUUCCUCGAGUUCGCCGGCGACGGCCUCGUCGGGAAUUUGGACGAGGACGAGGCGCCGCGCGCGCUCGCGAACCACAGCGACGGCGCCGCGCUCCUCGCGGGGUUCGACGCCGCGCGCGACGCGCUCAUGCCGUCGCUCGCCUGCCCGGAGUGCGCGUCCUACGCCGGCGCCUACCGGUCCGUGCCCUUUGCGCUCAACGUGACCGACGCCAAUCGCGUCCGCGGCGGCUCGGCGCAGGGCAGCACAAGAGAGCGAGAUUCCCAACUUCAAAGGCUCCUCUCUCGGCCGUUUUCCACUCGCUCGGCGUACGACAUGUUCCCGGGCCUCGCCGCGGACGACGUGCGCAUCCGCUACUUCAACAAGCCGAACAUGGCCGUCGUCGGGCCCAAGCUCACCCAGCGGCGCGUCAAGGCCGCGGACUGCCCCUCCGCGGGCCCCUUCGCGUCCGAGGAGUCGCGCGCGGUGCUGAAGGACAAGUGCUUCGGCGCCAAGGACACGUCGCCCUUCGGCGUGGACCCGUCCUUCGAGCCGUCGAGCCCGCUCUACCGCGCGACGAACGAGGCCAUCAAGUUCGACCUGUACGACGCCGGGGAGCUCCACGACUCGGGCGUGCCCAAGGGCUUCUACUACACGAUGGCGCGGCCGGGCCGCGCGGGCGGCGAGGACUACGCGGUCGUCUUCGACAUCAACCUGAACCGGACGCGCGCCGAGGAGAUGCUCAAGACGCUCAUCUACGGCGGCUACUUCGACGGCCACACCGUCGAGGUCGCGCUGGAGAUCCUGCUCAUGAACCGCGAGUCGGAGCGGCUCACGUGGCUCGCGUUCAGGCUCGAGCGCCAGGAGGCGGGCGGCUUCUCGCUGAGCCGGGAGGUGAGCUUCAUCGACCCCAUGCCCUACGACCAGGCCGACGACUACGCGCGCCUCGUCUUCGAGCUCCUCUUCGUGAUCAUGUUCGUCGUCAACGUCGUCUUCGAGUUCGACGAGAUGCGGGGCGUCUACCGGAGCACGGGCUCCCUGGGCGACUACCUCACGGUCUUCAACCUGGUCGACUGGGCCGCGUUCACGGUGCGCUUUGCCAUGAUCGUCGUCUGGUGCGUCAUCGUCGCGCGGUGCGAAAGCUUCGAGUCCGCGCUCCGGUUCGACGUCUUCGCGGACGACGUCGCCGUGGGCCGCAUCACGGAGGCGUCGGCGGCGCUGGCGGACGCCCAGCGGACCUACGCCGACGUGGGCCGGCUGAAGCAGCUCUACGUGAUCUACGAGCGGCUCAACGUCUACUCGAUCAUCGUCAUGGUCUUUCAACUUUUAAAAAAUCUCGACUUCCACCCGCGCAUGGGCCUCGUGUCGCGGACGAUCCGCAUCGCCGCUUUUGAUCUUUUUUUCUUCUUCAUCCUCAUGGGCCUCAUCACGGGGCUCUACGCGAUCCUCGGCACGCUCAUCUUCGGCCGCGAGUCGAACAACUUCGCGACGGUGAGCCACUCGACGGUGACCAUGCUGAGCGCGCUCGCGGGGCUCUACUCGCACCCGAGCGACGACGACUCCGCGUCCCAGCUCUUCUACUGGUCCUACAUGCUCGUGAGCUUCUUCGUCAUGCUCAACGCGCUGCUGGCCAUCAUCAUCGACGCGUACACGGCCGUCGUCGCGGAGAUCGGGUCCGCGCCGCCGGACCCGCUCAUCUUCGCGUUCUGGAGCCGCGUCGACGGCAACGGGACGGCGGCGGGGGACCACGCCGUACCGCUCGACGACGUCAUGCCGCUGCUCGAGGCGUGGGUCGGCCCGGAGCUCGCGCGCGUCGAGGCGACGGGCGGCGACGGCCUCUUCGCGCGGCCCCGGGGCAGCCUGCGGACCGAGGACGAGUUAGACAACCGCGAGGAGCACAAGCGGACGUUGCACGCGGAUCGGGCCCGCGGCGACGCGUUCCGGGCCAUGUACGCGAAGCUCGCGGCGACGGCGCCGGCCGCGGAGGUGCGGCCGACGGAGCUGAGCCUGACCUGGAAGCCGGACCCCAUGUCGCCGGCGAUCUGCAUCGACUUCCACCUCCUGUGCCUCGUCAUCGCCGUCUACGAGGCCUACCACCGCCGCGCGAACCCGCACGCGGACCUGCCGGCGAUCGGCGACCACGAGAUCCGCGUCGUCGCGAUCAACGUGCUCGCGCGCUACGGCGCGACGUCGGACCUCGACAACGACGGCCUCGUCGAGGACCACGAGCAGAAGGCGCUCGUGAAGCUGCUCCAGCUCUACCCGUUCCUCACGCGCUACGGCGUCUGCGUGGGCGUCGACGACGCCGCGCACGCGCGCAACCGCCGCAUGUUCAAGCUCGCCAUCAACUUCCUGUCGGGGCUGACGUCGACGGAGGCCCUGGCGGCGGAGGCCCACGCCAUCAUCCACGACGGCGAGGCCAACCCGCCGCCCGCGGAGACCAUGGACCAGGUCAUCGACGGCCUCGUCGACGACCCGGACGGCCGCCGGUGGCACUUCAAGAGCGACGACGAGGACCCGCUGGACCUGAGCGUGCGCAACGUGGGCGCCGAGGGCGGGGCGCCCAAGAAGGUCAAGAAGAAGACGACGUCGUUCAUGGCCGGGGCGCACAGCGCCUACAAGGGCGCGAAGAAGAUGAUGAAGAAGCAGCCGAGCAUGCGCCGCGUGCGCGAGACCGACGAGGCCCCCGGCGGCCGCGCGGAGCUCGGCCAGAUCGCGGAGCUCAUCGAGCACCUCGCGCACGACGACCUCGAGAACCGGGUCAAGGCGGCGGCGGAGCUGCGCGUGCUCGCCCUCGACGGCGACAACAAGGUGGCCAUCGUCGCGGCCCACGGCAUCGGCCCCCUCGUCGACCUCUGCCGCGACGGCACGAACGAGGAGAACGCGGCCGCGGCCGAAUGCGCGGCGCGCGCGCUCUGGAACCUGAGCAUCAACAACGACAACAAGGUGGCCAUCGCCGAGAGCGGCGCCAUCGGGCCCCUGGUCACGCUGCUGUCCAAGGGCGGCACCAUCGGCGCGAAGGAGGCGGCGGCCGGCGCGCUCCGGAAUCUCGCGGUGAACGUCGACAACCAGGUGCUGAUCGUCGAGGCGGGCGCCGUGCGGCCGCUCGUGGAGCUCUGCAAGGAGGGGGACAACGAGGCGACGGCGGCGGCCGCCGAGGCCGCCGCGCGCGCGCUCUGGAAUUUGGCGUUCAACAACGAGGCGAACCAGGUCGCGAUCGCGUGCGCGGGCGCCGUCCAGCCCCUCGUGGGCCUCUGCAAGAACGGCCACAGCGUCGUCUGCAAGGAGGCCGCGGCGGGCGCGCUGCGGAACCUGACCUACAACAACAACGUGAACCGGAACGCGAUGGCGGCCGCGGGCGCGGUGCCGAUCCUCGUGGACAUGUGCAAGCAGGGCGAGAACGAGAUGAGCCAGAUGCACGCCGCGGCGCUGCUCAAGAACCUGACGUCCUCGCCCCAGUGCAUCGCCGCCGUCGCCAAGGAGCUCGGGCUCGGCGACCCGAACGCGGCGAGCAAAACGGACGUCGACGCCGAGGUCGACGGCCUCCUCCACGUGUCGCGAGCCGCGGCGCCCGCCGCGCCGACGAGCCCGACGAGCCCGGGCUCGGGGCGCUUCAAGAUGGCCGCGAAGCUCGUCAGCCAGCUCACGCCCAAGAGCUCGCCGACGCGCGCGGGCGGCCGCAUCUCGAAAAACAAGUUCUCCAACUCCUCGGCGAAGUGA